Molecule: messenger RNA, 270 nt
Organism: Phytophthora infestans T30-4
Lineage: Eukaryota; Oomycota; Peronosporomycetes; Peronosporales; Peronosporaceae
Product: secreted RxLR effector peptide protein, putative
Exons: 1
Coding region: 1-270 (89 amino acids)
Source: RefSeq, a predicted model, not a curated record
AUGCGCAGUACAUUCUACAUUGUUCUUGUUGUCGCCGUUUUAGCUCGCUGCAGUGUCGUCGCAGCAUUCACGAAUGCCGAUGACUCUCAGCUCUUGUCGAAGGUCUCUCCCGACUUCGCAGCCAGCGAAAUGACCAAUACUGCUUCCCAGAAGAGGUUUCUUCGAGUCGCAGGCCCGGAAGAUGAUGACGCGAUGACCGAUGAAGAAGAUCGAGGUUUAGGCAGCAUCGUUGAUGUCAUCAAGAGAUCGGAUGCCGCCGAAGCACCGUAG